Molecule: messenger RNA, 4868 nt
Organism: Acanthochromis polyacanthus (spiny chromis)
Lineage: Eukaryota; Metazoa; Chordata; Actinopteri; Pomacentridae
Gene: gab2
Product: GRB2-associated binding protein 2
Exons: 10
Coding region: 423-2462 (679 amino acids)
Source: RefSeq, a predicted model, not a curated record
UUGUGGAAAUCAGUUCUCCCAUCCUGUUCGUCCCAGCGCAGCCCAUCCCUCUCUCUGCUCGGUGGGCGUGGUGUGAGUUGGGAAAACAAAUUGCAGACAUCCUAUGAUACUUCCUCACCCUUCAUCAGUUGAGUUUCCCCGCGGCUCGUCGUCAGCUGGCCGUGCGUAAUUCCCCAAGAGUGGAGUUGCACCGUUUUGCGCGCCGGGUAUUUUUAUUUUUUUUCUCGCCACAACACCACCAGGAGCGGCUGGCUACAUCUCCGACCAGCACUACUUUGAUUUUAUAUCAAAUGGGGGGAGCAGACUGCACCAGCGUGAGCCAAACGCCGACAGCACUUUGAACAGGCGAGCUUCAGGAGCCGUCAUGUACUAGUGACAGACGGCAGUUGUAGAGCAAGAAGAGGCAGCAGACACUGACAAACAUGAGCGGAGGAGAAAUCAUCUUCCAAGGCUGGCUGAGAAAAUCACCGCCGGAGAAAAAACUAAGGAGAUAUGCAUGGAAGAAGCGCUGGUUUAUACUUCGCAGCGGCCGCAUGAGUGGUGACCCCGAUGUUCUGGAGUACUACAAGAACAACCACUCGAAGAAGCCCAUCCGUGUCAUCGACCUGCACUGCUGCGAGCAGGUGGAUGCUGGCCUGACCUUUAAGAGGAAGGAGUUCCAGGACAGCUUCGUGUUUGACAUCAAGACUUCAGAUCGCACUUUUUAUCUCGUAGCCGAGACUGAGGAGGAGAUGAACAAAUGGGUCCGCUCCAUCUGCCAGCUGUGUGGUUUCAACCAGUCGGACGAAAGCCAUGAUGGCAGGUUACACCAUAUGCCUCGGUCUGUUGGAGCAGAUGUCACCGGCUCAAUGGGUCCCCUGACCGGAGAGCGCAAGUCCUCUGCCCCCAUCCACUCUAGCCAGCCAGUGCUCUUCACCUUUGAUGUGCCUGUGCGCCACUCACACCACAGCUCGCUGUCCAACAGUGCACCCCAGGACUACCUCCUCCUCCACCAGUGCAUGAGCAGGAAGACAGAAAGUGCACGGAGUGCCAGUUUCUCCCAGGCCACGCGAAGCAAUGUGUUUGUUGGAAGUGACUCUGCAGUUCAGAAACUCUCCUAUGGCUUUUCACACUGUCUGAACGGCAUGGGUGCCCAGCUGCAUGGCUUCUACAGCCUUCCCAAGCCAGGAAAACACCAGUUACCCGAGCAUGAUGACUCCCCCCAGGAGGCCUGCUAUGUACUUCCGCGGGGCUACAGCUCCGAGGCACCGGCUCACAGCGCUCUAGGUGAUGCUGAGCUGGAAAAUGAGGAGGUCUACACUUUCAAAACGCCCUGCAACGCCCUCGCCACCAUGCACAGCAACGACCGUUCACCUGACAAUUAUGACCUUCCUACGACGCCUGGCUCCUUUUAUCAGAUUCCCCGGACAUUUGAUAAGAAUCACAAUGCCUUGACACCCUCCAGCUCGGAGUCAUCCUGUGCUCCUCCUCCCAGGCCCCCGAAACCCAGCCAGGGAUCUGAGGGUCCGUGGGGGAGCCCUCAGUCAGUAGGAAACCAGAAUGGAGAGAUGACGUCUGCAGUGUCGGUCAUCCCACGCAGGAAUACGCUACCUGCUGUCGAGAACAUCAGGCUGUACAGAGGCUCCUCCUUUGAAACUAACAGCCAUCAUCGUCUCAUCCAUUUCAACAACUCAGGCCAGUCCGUGGAGUCUGUCAAUGAUGGGUUCAGCUCCUACCUGAGAAGCCAAGCCCCUCUGACUCGCUCAGACAGUGGCAAUUCAGAUGACAACUACGUGCCCAUGAAUCCUGGCUCCUCACCACUCAGCACUGCUCAGGCUGACAGUCCUAAGAAUAUCUACAUUCCUAUGAGCCCUGGGCCACAUCACUUUGAUUUCCCAGGAUUCUCUGCAACAUUACCUGCCCGUAAGAUGAGUAGUGCCUCCUUGUGUCACAGGCCAGGUCGUCUCAGUGAUGUUGCACCACCGCCCAUCGACCGCAACCUCAAACCUGAUAGGAAAUCGAAGCCAACACCUCUUGAUUUGAAGAAGAAUGGGAUCAUUGAUGAGCUGCCAUUUAAAAGCCCAGUCACCAUGUCUUGGACACGGCCCAUGCCUGCUGUGAACUCCAUGCCCUCCCAGCCUUGUCGACCCAUCUCUACACAAAGUAUCACCAGCACUGACUCUGCAGACAGCGAGGAGAAUUAUGUGGCUAUGCAGAACCCAGCGUCUACCUCCCCAGCCGUGAGUGGCACCAGCAGCCCAGCCAACAGGAAGUGUGGUAAUGUGGACUACCUAGCACUGGACUUCCAGCCUGGGUCACCCAGCCCACACAGAAAGCCCUCUACAUCCUCUGUGACUUCGGAUGAGAAGGUGGACUACGUGCAAGUUGACAAGGAGAAGACGCAGGCACUGCAGAGCACGAUGCAGGAGUGGACUGACGUGCGGCAGUCUACUGCUGAACCUGCCAAGGGGGUCAAGUCCUGACACUGACCUGCGCAAAAAAAAAAAAAAACAAAAGUCGAGCAUCUCCAGUAUCAUGUUUGUAUCAUUAUGAAUACUGUUUGGGUUUGUUUAAGAAAGAAAGCCAUAGCCUAUCCUAUGCCUGUUCUCUGUGAUGAUUAUUACUGCAGUGCACCGCUAGCAUGCAGGAUAUCAGGCCAUACAGGUAAAGUGCCCUGCCAAAGCUCUUCAUGCAGACUGUUAGAACAGUGUAUGGACAAUUAAUAAUGUGUAUGAAAAUAUCAUCCUUCCUAUCAAUCCAUUCUUCAUGAAUACAUUGUUUGAUCGAAGCGGCCCCGCCCACCCCUCUGUAACGGUUUUGUUUGCAUCUAUUUGGUAAUUUACUCAAUUGCUGCCGUUUAAUUGAGCAGCAGAGGCUAACUGGUCGAUAACCAUAUUAAUAUACUGUAGGAGUACGCUUACUGGUCUCAGGAAUGCCAAGAUGCACUCCAAUUUUGGCAUGCAGGCUGACUUUCUCUUUUCACUUCAAUCUAUCAUUUGUGCUGAGUCUUGCAGAAGCAGUGAAGAGAUUAUUUUCACUGCGGGCAAUCAUUUCAGCUUAGCAGUGCAUGUCUGGUAAAAGGAGAGGGGGAAAAAUAUAGCCAUACAAAUAUGCAAAGGCCUGUGUCAGAAGCCCUAAUGAUAACUGUACAUGACUGCUGCCUCGGUUUCAAUUAAGUAUGAGCCCAAACCAUAUUUAACAGCUGUCAGGCUGGAUGGCAGGCCAAUUAUUUCAACACAGGUACAAAGUCAGUUAUGCCCAAGUGUACAGAAUGAAGAAAACAAGACAGACAAGAUGAAGAAACAUCUUGUAUGUUUAUAGGUUUGACUUCAGCCAACUCACUUCAGGUAAUAUUCUAAUACAUUUCAUUGUAAGUGUGCACUGACCAAGAAAAAUACUGCGUUACAGGAACUGAACAUAAAGUAGGAGAUGUAGUUUCCAAGUGCUCGGUCUCUCUCCAGAGACCAUAUAUACAAGCCUUGUAGGAUGGAGAAUAGCAUAUUUAUGUUUUCCAGAACUCAACAAUUCACUGAUUUAUGUCUUUGGGCUUUGACAUGCCACACACUACAUCUGUGUCUCAGAAGAAUAAUUGUUUCCUGUAUGUAAAUUAUUAAUAGAAUGACAUAUUUGCAGUGCAUCUUGUCGACUGGUAGAAAUUCGAUGCACUUGUCUGAGACAAAGCGUGCAUUAUAGCAAUGGGACAUAGUCCUUGUUUUUUGCAAAGGCAACCUGCCACGAUGAAGACUUGCCAGUGAUCGUAGUCACUUGAAAAUAGUUGAGGAAAGAAUGUUUACUAAAUUUUUCCUAAACUCUUUUUGCUUAAUUUGCCUUAAAUUUUCAUUUCAGUUUCGACUGUACAUUUUGCCUUGGAGAAAUUUAAUUAUUCACAAUCUUAUUCGAGAAAGGACCAUAUUAUAUUCAGGGCAACUGAAUGAUGAGUUUCUAGUUCAACUUAAGUCCAGUAUUUCAUUGUGGGCUGGAUCCACUGAAGGGUGAAACCCUAAUUGAUCUUAAUAAGAAUAGUGAGGCCAUGCAGUGCGAGAUGGUGUUAUUGAUUAUUUCACUAAGGUUUACUUCUUAAUGUUUUUCUACCAUUUUUACAGCUUUUUGUAUUCUUUUUAAUCAUUAUUUUUUACUGAUACGUGUAAGCAAGUGUUAUGCAUUAAGGACAGGAUCAGGCUAAAUUAAGCUAAGGUUUGUUACAGUGUGUGUUUUAUUCCUUUUCAAAUUCCCACAUUGAAUUUUUUGUGAUCUACUUUUGAAAUGGGAUGGCUGGCAGUUUAAGCCGCACUGGCAAAACCAUUCCCGGGUGAACUGUGAUCCACAAAGAGCAUGAGAGGAAAGAAAAGACUGAAGAAAAGCCUGUCUCCUUGUCAGUCUCUAAAGUGAAGUGGAUGUGUAAUUUAUUAUCUAGAGAGACCCGCUGUAAGCAGAAGAGCUGUGUAUGUGUUGUGGUAGAUUGUGAGUUGUAGUAUGUUAAAUGACAGCCUGACUGGGCGAGAUGGAAAACACUGCUCAGAUCUACUGUCAGACUGUCACUGGGUUGACGUACUGUACUUGUAGAGAUCAUUUUUUUAACCACUGUUAUUGCUACUACUGUAACGCAUUUGCAGAUUGCUUGUGUGUUAAUUUAUUAAUUUAUUGUGUGUUUUGCAGUUGAUCCUUGUAAAGGAAAUAGAGGAAAAACAAACAAACAAGGAAACCUUCUCUCUACUAACAUUUGAUGUAUGCAAACUGUCUUGAUUUUUUUUUGAAGCAAUAUGAGAAAUGAUGCCAGUGUGACGGUAAUGUGGUACAGUUAAUUUGGGAUACACGAGAAUACAAGAUUUUGUUAUUCCUGUAUUAUGGUAGACUUUAACUGUGGACGUAGAAUAAAUCAAGAAGUUAAA